Cydia pomonella (codling moth) is the source of this 973-nucleotide messenger RNA. RefSeq lists its product as uncharacterized. The record is from RefSeq and is a predicted model, not a curated record. The transcript has 4 exons. The coding region runs from base 461 to 892 and encodes 143 amino acids. Gene Ontology annotation, biological process: microtubule polymerization. Gene Ontology annotation, molecular function: tubulin binding. Lineage: Eukaryota; Metazoa; Arthropoda; Insecta; Lepidoptera; Tortricidae.
UGACUUAAGAUGUACAUAGAGUUUGUGAAGUUAAGGUUUGAAGAGUUACAUGCUUGGCUCUACGUGAGAUCUGAUACAUUUUUGACAGUGCGAGCAUCAUGGUUUCGUCUUGGCAACAUUUUACAAGAAAAUGUUUUUGGUGGUAGUGUUUACUACACAUAUGUUAUAACGUCAUGUACUUAUGUUAAGUAGGUAUUUUGUUUUAUUUCAAAACUGCAUAAUUAGCAAAUCUAUGAACCUCUGACUUGAAGUUUCGAUAUUUCAUCUCUCCUUUCAAACUGUGAGAUAAUAUUUGGAAAUGUUAUUGGACAAACACUUCUUUACCGAGGAGUUAUUUUAAAGUGAACACAUAACUAACACUCGUAUAACUUCACGAGUGACAUGAUAAAAUUGAUGAGCUAUUUUGAACAGACUGCCGAUCCAGCUGCUGUUGCUUAACCUGAAGGUAGAUUAGCACGCAAUGGAGGAUACGGAAGAAUUAUACAUUUCUACACUUGAAGGGCAAUUCACCUCAUUCGCCAAGAUGCUCGACUGGUUCUGUCCUAGAGAUACCAUCACGCUGUCCUGCUCCGACUACUGGAUGCGUCAGAGCGAUAUUUUAGAUGAUAGACGUGUCACUAUGACUGACACGGGGAUCAUAUGGAAUAAAUUCAGUAAAGCUGAAUUAAAUUGGAACGAAUGGCAUGAAUAUCUGUCAGAAUUAUGCGUUGCUAAGGAGUUGAAUAAACUGGAAGUCGAGGUGGCGUUAACUAACUGUGGUCUGCCUGGAGCGACCCGCGUGUACGUGCCGCAGUACAGGGACUUUUUUGACACCUACAAGUCUAAAAAGGCACUUGUCAUAUGUGAAUCUCUUGAUUCUUGCGGAAAACCAAAAAAGAAAAAACCUGCUUAGCACAUAGUUGUUACGGGUGAUUUAUUUUUAGAUUCACAUUAUCGCUAUAUAUCAAGCUUAAAUAAAGAUCUUGCAACCCUA